AUGUCACUUCACAUCGCCGUCGACGGUAUUCUCGGAACCCACGUCUUCUGGGAAGACAUCGAGACGGAAAUGCAACGCGCCUUGAACACCAAGUCCAAGUUUGGUGAAGCCAAAACCGUCCAAAAUAUCGGAGAUAUGAAGGUUUUAAAACUGAAAAAAAGACUUUAUUUAGGCUUUAUUCAGGGUUUCAUGUCUCGAAUCGGAUUGGUCGAGGCUUUCUGGCAGGGAGAAGACGCCGAGAAACUUCCUGCUAAAUUUGUCAUCAAGGUUUUUUUUUUCUCGAACAUUUUCCUGAAUACAGGUUUCUAUGGGGGAUUCAAUAUUGGUUCAUUUUUUUCGAGACUCAUACGCCUAGAAGUCGUUUUUCAACUCAGUAAGUCUCUGUUUUAGACUUUUUUUUUCUGAAAUCACGAAAUUCUGCUAUUUUUGAAAAAUGAUUUUUUUAGAAUUUGUGAACGUAUCCAAAAAGACCAGAAAAGUUCAAAGUAGGCUCAACAUUUUGGAAGCUUGAGCUUGAAUUUUUCCCCUUUUUUAUGGUCAAGGUAAUCUGAUAGGUAACUGCAGAUCGCAUCUCAACUGGCGAUGAGCGAGAUCCACGAGAAAAUGUCGCAAGUUUUCGACCACGAGCCGUUGAGUAAGGAGCAGAUAGAUGCUUUUGCCCAAAUUACGCGAGAAGUUUUCUGAAUCGCCCUAUCGAAAAGAUCCUUGAAUUCCUCAGACUCACAACAGAGAAGUGGCCGCCUACAAGCUUCUGCAGAGAGAAAAAGACCCAAAUAUUCCGAUUCCAACGGUAGGAAGACAAUUCUCGACUUAAGCUUCGUUCUUUUUUCAGAUCUACGCCACUCGUUCAUUUUCCGAUUCAAAUCAACUUCAAGGCUUCCUUGUCAUGAAUUACUUCGAUAACUUGUACCCUGUGCCAGCCUAUGAAAUAAUUUCCUCUGAAGAACUGCGUCCGGUAACCUAUUUUUGAAGUAAAUGAUGGAUGUGAUAAAACUAAUGUUUUAUAGGGAAUAGAAAAAAAAUUUUCGAAUGAAACCAGUCUUAAAGUUCAAACACGGUAGAGGCCAGUUGGAAGUUUAACAGCUAGCUUCAAUACUCUAUAAAUGCCUCCGCGCGUGAGUCGUUUUAGGUCGGCUGCGGGUUUAAACGAAUCUUUGUAGGCAUUCUAAGUGUGACAAUAUGUUUUAAGUUGGUGCGAAUUUUUUGUAACGCUGUAAUUCGAUUUUUUUUUUUGUAUUUGAGAUGAUCCCAGACUCUUUGAGCCAAAGGAGUUGAAGGGUCACAAUGAUUGCGUUCCUUACUCCAAAGACAUCUGGCGUCGUUAAAUUUAAAAAAAAAUCUGAGCUUUUCCUGAUCAUAAUCAUUAAUAAAUAAGUUCACUUUUUUCUUCCAACUUUUACUUUUCUAGAUGCUACGAGCAGCCGCGGCUCUCAGCGCCAUGGGAGUUCGGCUUCCCGCGGAAGAUUUCUCGUUUGCUGAAACUCGAGAUUUCGCUUGCCUUUUCAUGGACACUUUCUUUGAUGAGACGGUUAUUUUUUAGUUUUUAUGGAUGAAUAACAUGAAUCUCAGAGGGUAGAGUCAACGAAAGCUGUGAUAAAAAAGUUGCUGCCUGAUGAGAACGCCGAAAUGACAGAUGAAGCCUGUGAACUUCUCGAUUUCUACUCGAAUCCUGGCUUUUACAGGAAACUGGCUGAAGCUUAUGAGUACUUGGGUGAAUAGCUACGUGAUCGGAUCAUGGUACAAUUCUUUUCAGGAUUCGAGAAAGUCAUCACGCACAGCGACUUGUGGUCUGGCAACAUGUUGAUGACGAAGAACGACGGCAGGCUGCAUCUGGAAGCGCUCAUCGACUGGCAGGUCUGUUCGAGGGAUCCCCUUUUUAUCAAAGAAAAAAACAUCAUUUGUUCAGAUCGUGACUCGUGGAACUCCCGCCCAAGACAUGUGCCGGCUUCUGAUCAGCUGCAUGGCUGGAAAGGUGGCUCAUUUUUUUCUUUCUGAGCAGCAAAUUUUCCCUUUCUCUUUAGACGAUUAUGUUUGGACAAAAGUAACGUUUUCGAAAAAAGAUUAUUAUGGAACUUUUUUUCACUUUUUUUCUGAGAUGAAAUUUUCUAUAUUUUAUUAGGAGCAUAGGCAAAACUUAAAAUGCUCUCUAGGCAAAAAUUCCUUUUCAGUGAAAAUUGAAGCGACCGAAGUUUACUGGAUUUUUUUCGAUUUGGAUUUUUUAAUGACGUUUGGUCGGUUUGGAAGUUAUCGGAAAUAUUUAGUUUUUCGAAGAAAAUGUCAGGUAAAAACAAGUUGAACUUCAAAAAAUAGAUUUCCAUUUUUGGGAGUUUAUUUUUGCUUAUUCAUAAACUAAAAAAAACAUUUUUAUAUCUCUCAAAAACGAUAAUAAAAAAAUUCAGGAGCUGUAUUCGGAUACAAGUUUUGGGAAUUAAAAGGAAAUAGUAGUUUUUGGUAUUUCUUGACACGAGAUAAUUUUUUUAGACUUUACUCGGUCGAUUUUCCAGCAGAAGCUUUUUUUUUCCAUUUUCAGGAAAGACGUGAAAAUUGGGAAAGUUUGUUAGAGAUGUUUUACGGGUUCCUGUUGGAGGACAUUCCAGAAGGAAAGAAAGCGCCUUACACUUUAGAGCAGGUAAUUAAUUGGCUUCUUUUUUCUUCAAAGAUAUGAGACUUUUUCAUAUUUUCAUAUUGAUUUAUCCUUUUUUCAACCGUCCGCAACGUCUUUUUUCAGCUGAAAGAGUCUUAUCUCCUACUUUUCCCGAUUUCCGUCUUCAUGGUCAUGCCGGCUAUCGGAUCAAUGUUGCAGUUGGCCGGCCAGCAAAUCGAAGAAUCGAAAAGGCAACAGGUUUUUUUUUGUUCUUUUCUAUCGGUUUCUAACUCCAGCUCUAUCUUAUUCUUUUCUUUCAGAUAGUCGCAGUUGCUACAGAAAAGACCCUUUGCCUCACUGAAGACUUGAUUGAAGUCCACAAACGAAACACUCAAAAACAUCCCGAAUUCUAUAAAAUUCACAAACUUUAACUUAACUCUGAUACCGUCGUAUUUCCAAUAAAUUUGAUCCAUUUCAUGAUGGAAAGCUUGCUCCAUAAGGCUCAUAAGAGGCUGAAAGAUGAGACAAAAGCGCGUUGUCAGCCCUUUCCUGCCAGUUGCUUCCGUGGCGCAAUAGGCAGCGCGUUCGGCUGUUAACCGAAAGGUUGGUGGUUCGAGCCCACCCGGGAGCGAGACUAUUUUGCCAUUUACUUUGAAGUUGACUUGUAACGUUUUGGCGAAAGAGAAAUUUUAUAGAUGAAUAGAGAGUGUUUAUGGUGCAAAUUUAAGCCUUUUUUCAGUUUGAAAGGUCGUUCACGCCUCAAAACGCGGAUGUCCUUUCGUUAUAUUUUUCUAAUUCUUCUGCAACAUAAAUAAGCCUUCCAUGAUCUUUAGUCUAAAAAAGAUACUUUUUUUCCCUAUUGUUCAUUUUUGAAGUUAAGUCAUUCCGCCUUCAUUUUUGGAUGCUCCACUCAAUUUAAUUGCUGAUAAUUAUUCACAACUUCUCAAGAUGAUCUUCAGAUUGCCGACGGCAAGAGAAACCAAAAUUGAUGGGGUUUGUCUUUGGAUAACUUCAAGUCUUGCAGAUUAAAAUAAUUCCUGGGUCUUUAUCCAGGAAAUCCAUAACGGUUUCAAUGAGCUUCGAAAAAUUCUAGUUUCGAGUAAAAUUAUCUUCACUGUCAAAAGGUAUCAUCUAAGCUGACUCAAACUUUUCAUGCGCAAAAAUCUUUAGGUUCCAUUUUUUCCAAAUAGAAAAAAUUUAAUCACCUGCCUUUUAAUUUUUGAAAAAACUGAAAAAUUACCUUUUCCAAAAAAACAACGCUCUUUUUGUGUCUCUAGUGAUUUCCAUAAGUUGCGCAAAUGUGAUUCUGAACUCUGCGAAGCAAUAAUGAAAUCAUGAAAUCGAGGUUCGGUGGCUAAUUCGAAAAAGUUUCUUUAUAAUUUUAUUUGCUCCGUGCGGCUUUUUUUUUUCUUUUUGCACGGAAAUUUGAUUGCAUGUCGGGUCGAGAGCAGUCAGUUCGACUUCCAGGUUCCCAUGGACAUCUUGGAGUUUUCCAUUUUGUUCUUCACCGUUUUUGGAACUUUUGGCAACUUGAAUAUCAUCGUUGCGACCAGUUCCUCCAAGCUUCUUCGACAUCGGUGUGGUCAGUUUCUUUUAUUUUAUUUCAGUUUUACGGAAAAUAAAUUUUUUUAUUAAUAAGAGAACAACUGAAGAAGAGGAGCUCUUCAAAAAUCUUCUCUCUAGUCCAAGUGAUCGAAAUUCAGUACAUUAUGACUUUCUCUCAAACCAACUCUCAAUGGUUUUUUAAACAUAGAUUUCCAAUUUUCGCAUUCACUUCUCAUCCGUCGAAAAUCCUCUACUUCAAUAACUUUAGGUUAUCUCCUGGUGAUUCUCGCCUUUUGCGAUACAAUUUGUUUAUGGAACGAAUUCGCCUCUCUUAUUCGUCUGACGUUUGGCUGGGAGUCAAUGAGUUUGAGGUCAUUCCCUGAUUCUUGAUUAUCCGAAAAUUCACUUUUUUCAGAAGAUGUUUUUUCACAAACAUAAUCUACGUCUACAUCGAGCCUUUCGAGGUCCAUCUCAUCUUUGCGAUCGCCUUCGACAGACUCUACGCCAUGCAUUUUGUUUUUUCGUCAGUUUUUCUUUUUGAAGGAUUUCCAAAAAAACGGUUUUUCGUUUUUUUUUUUGACUGGAUUUCUCCAAAACGGAGCGUCGUAUGUUUGGAAUCAUUGAAGGUACCGAACUGGAAGAACCGACUUGUACAUAUUCUUAAUAUCCCUUCCAGGCAUCAUCAUUGGCGCGCUAUUUUUGGUUAAUAUUUUUUAGAAUAUUUUUUGACUUCCUUCAGUUUUCAGGGAACAAGUUACUUGGGACUUUCUGAAGAAAUUGUUAACUUUUGUGUCCUACCAUUUGCAAUGCCAGAAUUGGUAAGAUGGAAUAUAUUCCCUGAAAUAUGUUGUAUUUCAAGGUUUCCUAUGUUUGGAAUCAGUACAAUCUGUGGAUGGCCGUCGCCACGUUGCUUCUUCAUUCUUUCACCUAUUGCACUGUUUAUUGUUUCAGUGAGCUCUUUUCUUCCCUUCCUUUAAAUAUCGUGUCUUUUUCAGAAAAGAAGUCGCAAUCUUCGGGAAGCGAAUCCCUCGUCGUCACUCAGAAGGCCAUUCUGAAUACCGUCAUCAUUCAAGCAGUUGAUUUCUGUUGAAAAUAUUUGAAAGGAAUGAAUGAUUUAAGCUAGUUUUCUGUGGUUCUUCGGUUCUUUCGGCGGCUUUGAUCGCCGUUUUGGGCCUUUUCGAAAAGCCUCCCGUCGAUCCCGAGCUUGUCAGCACCUACGCCGUGAUUCCAGGUACUUUUUCGUAUUAUAAACAUAAAGAGCUUGUGAACUACAAACAAACUAGUUUCAAAAAAAGCCAUUUUUCAUUUUCUGUGUAUUUUCAUAUCGUUUCAUGAUUUCAGCACCUUCAAGAGUGUUUUAAUCUAAUUUUUCUUCGUAUCUUAGUUAUUACUCUAUGUAUUGAAUUAGCAAUAGACACGUGUUGAAAACAUAGUGAAAAGUAUGACAAGCUUCAGAGCAAAAAGUGUAUAAAAAAGAAAUAAAAUUCGAAAAUUUCUCUGAUUAAGUUUUCAAGUGCUUUGCCCGUUCUCAUAGAAAUUUCUAGGUUGGUUUCACCGUAUUUGAAAAAAAAAAAACUCCUAACCUAAUUUCAGGCCUGCUGUCCUACUCCGGCAACUUUUACAUCUAUUUUUGGCGUAGCCGCGAUUAUCGUCAUCAAUUUAUGCGGCAACUUGGCUGUGGGAAGUUCCUGCCCCAGGAACAAAGUCUCGUUUUCGUUUCGAGUAUCCGAUCCAAAACUUCCAGUCAACAUUAG
Molecule: messenger RNA, 5883 nt
Organism: Caenorhabditis auriculariae
Lineage: Eukaryota; Metazoa; Nematoda; Chromadorea; Rhabditida; Rhabditidae
Source: the annotation of a GenBank genome assembly